CAUCAAAACCAAAUAAACCAUGACAUCAUUCCAUCUCCGUCUACAGGCUGGUAGAAGUAGAAGGUGCGCGGAUUAAACAAUAGUUACCUAUACGCGGACAACUCUUACGUAAACGUUCACAGUGGCCAUUUAACUUUUAAAGUUGGAUGUCGCAGUAACGGACUGAACCGUUUAUAGUUCGCGCGUUUUUUUUUCAAAACCAAAUAAUAAAAAAUGUUGAACAUUGCGCUCGGCACCGUUUUCGUGCUUUUCGGAUUUACCGUGUACGAGGCAUAUGCCUUACAAUGUUGGGCGUGUUCCAGCGACAUAGACAGGAGUUGCGCGGAUAUUUUCAAUAGUACGGACCUGCUGAGGUUCGGCGGGGGAUACUACCAGGGGUACCAAUCUGGGGGACAGUACAACCCCCAGCCGUACGACCCUUACAACCAAAGACCUUACGAUAACAGGGAUUCGAGAAACCGCGACUUCAACAGUCGAGACCCCAACGGCCGCGAUCCCUAUUACGACAGUAGGGACCGGCAGGGGGGUCAGUACAACAACAACAACAGGGACUAUAACAGGGACUACAACGGCAGGGACGGUAACAGGGACCCUUAUUUUGAUCGGGAUCAUCGUGACCCAUACAAUGCGGACCCCAAUAAUCGUAAUUAUAAUCCGUCGUCCGGUAGGGAUUACGGCAGGGAUCAGUACAACCAGCAGCAGGGCCGGAGCUACGACCCCAAUUAUCCGGCGAGGGACGUGGGGUAUCAGAGGGUGCAGGCGCAGGCGCAGCUCGCCGCCAGCCAAUCGGGACCCCGUUUGGUCACGUGUAACGAGGAGGAGGCGAGACUGAGGAGGAUGAGGAACGUGUGCAUCAAGAAGGUGCAAAAAAUUGGCGACUACCAAUUAACGUACAUCAGACGUUGCGAGAUGAUCCCGUUGGAGAAACCGGUGGGCACCUGUUACGACGCAGUAGCACGCGGAAUUUCCCUGGAUUUCUGCGAGUAUUGUGAAUACGACGGCUGCAAUUCAGCACCGGGGAUGAAAUUUAAAGGAAUAUUCGUCCCGAUUAUCCUGGUAGUUUUAUGGCAGUUUUUCAUGUAAAAUUAACGGUUUUUUUUUGGUGGGUAAGUAUAGUGCGUGCAACACUAUAUCGUUGGAUUGGACGUACUAUACGCGUGAGUUUUCCCGAGGGGAAAGUGGGCCAUAGGGAUCGUAUUGCCUAAAACAAAUUGGGUUACCUAAGGGUGAAUACCCUUUUCAGGGAUUUGGUCUAGUUUUUUUGUAAAAAAACACGUUAUUGUUUCCGUCCUGGAUGUAAAAAUACCAUAAAAUAUAUAGAAUCUCAUAGAGUAUAUAGGGUUAGUUAGUUUUUAACGUUUGGUGUUCUAUUUAAAUUUUAGAGUCUAUUUAUAGGUUUAAUGUACUUAUAGGGUUAAAAAAAAGCAAAAAUUAGUUAUGUAAGUCUUGACGAGAAUUAUUGUUGUGAUUAAAAAUGUUUUAUUUAAAAAAAAAAUAUGUAGCUUCAUGUACGAAUUUGAAAUAAAAAUGUUUAAUAAAUUA
Anthonomus grandis grandis is the source of this 1542-nucleotide messenger RNA. RefSeq lists its product as uncharacterized. Gene Ontology annotation, biological process: sleep; regulation of synaptic transmission, cholinergic; positive regulation of voltage-gated potassium channel activity. Lineage: Eukaryota; Metazoa; Arthropoda; Insecta; Coleoptera; Curculionidae. Bases 214 to 1083 code for a protein of 289 amino acids. The transcript is spliced from 4 exons. The record is from RefSeq and is a predicted model, not a curated record.